AUGCAGCAGAAGGUGACAGGUUGGACACUUUUGGCCCUCAUCAGUUCAUCGGCAAUUCUUCAUACGCUCGCAUAUCCGCAAAAUGCGCCUCUUAUGUCACAGUCCACAAGUAAUGUGCGAACACAAAAUCCUCAGUACUACAGCAAUUCUUUGCCGCUACCUCAACGAGAGCAAAUAGCUCAGGAGCGCAAAUUUGCCGAAAAAUCCAAUGCGCUAAAGAAAGUGGCUCUUGACGAUUUAGACGACGAGCAGACUAAUUCGAUAUCGGAGGGCGGUUUUUCGUGGACGAACAUAUUAAGUUCGAUAAUGCAAAUGAUUUUCAACCCUGGAAAUGUAGGACCCAACAAAAGUGACAGUUUAGAUACCGAUUCAGUUUCGCCAUCCCCGUGGGCAAAUUUACUGUCUAUGGGCUUUAAAAUUUUAACCGCACUUUUGGGAGGAGGAAACAAUGAUGGUAUCGACAAAGUAGACAAUGGCUCUCCAAUGCAGAGUAUAUUGGCUGCGGUUCUGUCGACGAUGCUCGGUGCGAAAGAUCCCGAUCAAGUCGCCUCCAUGGCAAAGCAGGCUGGAGAGUUUAUCAACGUCGUCGUAAAUCUGCUUGAUGCUCUCAAGACAUCGUUCUCUCAUCGAUCAUUAGCUGCAAGAUCAAUUGGCCGUAAAGAUUCUGUCAGUGACGCCGCCAUCGCUGGAAUUGCUAUGUUGAAGACAUACGUAAGAGCUUUCGGAACAAAUGAUGAUAAAUGUCUUCAAAAAUACGUAUGCGACGCUAACAACGAAUGUGCCGCAGAUAUAGGACCUAAAAGCGUGUUCUGUCAACUCGGAACUUAUGCUGCAAGCUUCGUAUUAGAGAGACAAUCUGCCGGAACAUUUAACCAAUUUUAUGAGGCUGGACGACGCGGCCGUUCUGGAAUCGAUUGUCGCCAACUAUACCUCGAGUGUAACGAAGUUUAAUAAGUUAUAAAUUAUUUAAUAUUAUGUAAUAGAUUUUAAAUUAAUUAGCUGCCAAACACAACAACAAUGAUAAAUCGUUAAAUAAAUUAUGUGUAAAAAGACGGUAAUGUAAAAAUGUAUUUAUUCAAAUAAAAGCACUGGCUAAUUGAAAACAAAUUAAUUAACAUGCUUAUUUUGUAGAAUAUGUUUUUUUUUCUUUUGCUUUGCAUAUAAUUGGCAAGUUGUGUAUUUCGUCUCAUCGCACAGUGUAAAGCGCGUAAAGUAAGAUUUUAUUUAUUUAAAUUAUUUUAUUUAUUUAACUUAUUAUAGAAAUAAAUGCUUCCACGUUAGAUAAAUCGCAAAAGUUGUAGAAUUUUCGUGUUCCCAAAACUAAGCAUUUUUACGUACAGAUAGAUUUUAAUAUUGUGAAUAAAUUGGCUCUGAAUUCGUUAUUCAUUCCGCCAAUUACGUGUAAUUAAUGACUGAUGUUUUGAGUGAUAUAAAUUAAUGAAUAUCACAGGAUAGUUAGUAAUGAUAUUUGUGUAUAGUUUUGUGAUCGCGUGUUUGUGGACGUCCUUGUGUGAUUGUGAUUGUAAAAUAAAACUUUUCAAAGUAA
Molecule: messenger RNA, 1546 nt
Organism: Melitaea cinxia (Glanville fritillary)
Lineage: Eukaryota; Metazoa; Arthropoda; Insecta; Lepidoptera; Nymphalidae
Exons: 6
Coding region: 1-951 (316 amino acids)
Source: RefSeq, a predicted model, not a curated record